Messenger RNA from Beta vulgaris subsp. vulgaris (sugar beet), 1461 nucleotides. RefSeq names its product protein FAR1-RELATED SEQUENCE 5-like. The transcript has a single exon. The coding region runs from base 1 to 1461 and encodes 486 amino acids. Gene Ontology annotation, biological process: regulation of DNA-templated transcription. The record is from RefSeq and is a predicted model, not a curated record. NCBI's taxonomy places the organism in Eukaryota, Viridiplantae, Streptophyta, Magnoliopsida, Caryophyllales, Amaranthaceae. Gene Ontology annotation, molecular function: zinc ion binding.
AUGAAAAAAUUGCUUUGGGGUGCCUUCUUUUAUGACUUUGAGGUAGAUGAUGAGCAAUGUCUUACUAAGGUUUUUUGGGCGGACCCCAUUUGUAGGAAAAACUAUGCUUUGUUUGGGGAUAUGGUCUCCUUUGAUACCACUUAUGAGACUAACCGGUACAAUAUGGUCUUUGGGCCUUUUACCGGUGUCGAUCACCAUAAAAGAUGUAUCACAUUUGGUGCCGGUUUCACUGCCAAGGAAGACAUAAGCUCCUUUGAGUGGUUGUUUACCACUUUCUUGAAGGCAAUGGGAAAUAAUGAACCCACUUGUUUGAUAACGGACCAAGAUCCGGCGAUGAAAGUUGCAGUGAGGAAGGUGUUUAAAAAAACAGAGCAUCGGUUUUGCAUGUGGCAUAUAAUGGAGAAGGUGUCGCUCAAAAUGGACCGAGAUCUUCUUAAAGAAACUGACUUUCAUGAGAAGUUACGUUUAUGUGUGUGGGACCUAGGAUUGGAGCCUUUAGAAUUUGAAGAAAAAUGGAAUAAACUGAUUGGUGAGUUUAAGUUGGAAACACAUGAGUGGCUAACUGAGUUGUAUAAGAUAAGAAAGCUAUGGAUCCCUGCUUAUUUUAGAGAUUUAUUCUUGGGUGGGAUCAUGAAGACAACUUCAAGGUCGGAAAGUGAAAAUCAUUUCUUUACCUCCUUCACUAAUCCCCAUGUUACUCUUGUAGAGUUCUACAUGCGCUUCGAAACUGCAAUGGAUUCACAAAGACACUCACAAGCUGAAUUUGACAAUGACUCCAAGAAUAAAUUUCCAGAAUGCAAGACACCAUUACUCAUUGAGAAGCAUGCUUCAGAGGUGUUUACUUGCUCUAUAUUUUAUCAGGUUCAAGAGGAGGUGUAUAGUGCUUGUUUUUCUUGUGGGAUUGAAGAGUUCAGAAGAGAAAAUGACUUGGAAAUUGCCAAGAUAAAUGAGGUGAAUCGUAAAAGAACUUUUGAGGUGGUGUUUAAUAACACCAAUUAUGAAACGAAUUGUUCAUGCAAGAUGUUUCAGAGACAUGGCUUACCUUGUAGGCAUAUGGUUUGGGUAUGGAAGGCAAAGAACAUAACCAUGAUUCCCGAUAAAUAUGUUCUUAACAGAUGGACUACAAUGGCAACAAAAAAGCCAAUCUUUGACUUGGAAGGAAAUAUUUUAGACCAAUGCACUAGAUUGGUGGACAAGAAGAAAACUUUGAAUGAGUUAUGGUCUGAGAUCUAUAGUUGUGUAAGUGUGGCUGAGCAAAAUGAAGAAGAUCUCACUGAACUUGUUAAAAACCUUCGCGACUUGAGAUUGGACAUGGAGGCCAAAAAGAGUGCAAACAACACUCGUAGCAAAACACAAGACAUAGAGCUCCUAAUUGGAUCAGUGGCGCCUAGUGAAAUAACCAUCAAACCUCCAAAGAUAUCAAGUAACAAGGGUAGUGGACUAGAAGUGGAAAAAGGAUAA